AUGAAUACAGAUACACAUCAACAACAAUUAUUACAAGAAUUACAAAAUACAGAUGAAGAAAGAGAAUUAUAUAGAUUGGCAAAUGUUACUUUGAUAAGAGGUACUUCUGAUCAAGGUCAAGGUGAAUUAGUUUUAACCAGCAAGAAUGUUAGAUGGACAGGUGAAUCAUAUCAAUUAUGUAUAAGUUUUUUAAAGGUGGGAUUGUCAGCGAUCAUGAGAAAUACAGAGCAACCAUGUUUGUAUUGUCAGGUUGAUAAGUUACCAGAGGAUGUCAGCUCUACUUCAAAUGGAAAUGGAAAUAAUAACUCUGAAAAUGGUGGUGGUGAUGAAGAUGAAGAAGAUGAAAAUGAACAUCACGUAUUCGAAGACGAUUCUUUUACUGAACUUAAAUUUAUACCAACAAAUAAUUCAAAUCUUACCGAAAUAUAUGAUAAUUUCUGUUUAGGUGCUUUGUUAAAUCCUGAACCAGAGACAAGUGAUGGUGAAGGUGAAUUGUAUUAUGGUGGAAACAAUCAAAUGGAACAAGAUGACGAUGAAGAUUACGAAGAGUUUCAAGAUGGUGAUGAUCAAGACGACGACGACCAAGACAUCGAUAUGUUAAAACCAGACCAAGUUGAUGAUCUGGUAAGAUACCAAAACCCAGAUGAAGAAUAA
This is a messenger RNA of Heterostelium album PN500, 654 nucleotides long. Its product is annotated as Voldacs domain-containing protein. NCBI's taxonomy places the organism in Eukaryota, Evosea, Eumycetozoa, Acytosteliales, Acytosteliaceae. The transcript is spliced from 3 exons. Gene Ontology annotation, cellular component: spliceosomal complex; cytosol. The coding region runs from base 1 to 654 and encodes 217 amino acids. The record is from RefSeq and is a predicted model, not a curated record. Gene Ontology annotation, biological process: mRNA cis splicing, via spliceosome.